AUGUUUGGAGGAUUUAUUUUGUUAAAGAUUUGCUUGUCACUGUGUUGCAGCAAAGUUACUGACAAUGCAAAGAAUUCCUUGGCCUCUCUUAAGAGAAAAAACCCCCGGUUUGAGCCAACGCUUGCCAUUAUUCAGGCACAUAAUGACCAGUUGACUCAAGAAGCAAACAAGAACUUGGCCAAAGAGAUUGGUCUACGUGUUAUUCACAUCUGUCUUCCUGAAGGCAGCACCAAAGAUGAGAUUGUCAGUGAAAUCUUGAGGCUCAAUGAGGAUCCUAACGUGCAGGGCCUUGCUCUUGACCUCCCAGAAAGCUUAUGCAGCAGUAAGGUAUUAAAUGCUGUGAAACCAGAGAAGGAUGUGGAUGGAUUAUCCAGUGUAAACCUAGGACGUUUGGUACAUGGUGAUGUCUGUGACUGUCUGGUUCCUCCUACAGUGUGUGCUGUGAUGGAGCUUCUUGAAGAUAUAGGUGGGAAGAAGGUGCUGCUGGUGGGGACACACGGGGCAGAGGGAGCUGCCCUGCAGAGCGUGCUGCAGCGCCGCGGAGCCGCCGUGCUCAGCUGCCACUGGGGAGCCCCACAGCUGCAGAGUGAGCUCCGUCACGCAGACGCGGUGGUGUUCGGCAGCACGAAACCCCACGAUGUUCCUGUGAGCUGCACAAAGCCUGGGGCCACCAUCAUCAACUGUGCUCGUGAUCCUCUGCCAGAGAAACACAGCUAUGGUCAGCAGAACAACCCUGCUGCUGAAAAGACUGUUGGUUCUCUUGCAGUAGCAAUGAGAAUGCAGAACAUGGUAAAAAACAUGGAGCGAUGGAUCCAGUCCCAGCAGUAUAGGAAGUGGGACCUCCACAGCUUGAAACUGCAACCUGUCUCCCCAGUGCCCAGUGAUAUUGAGAUUUCCCGAGCACAGAGUCCAAAAGCUGUUGAUGUACUUGCCAAGGAGAUAGGAUUGCUUACAGAUGAAAUUGAGAUCUAUGGCCAAACCAAAGCCAAAGUACGUUUGUCCCUGCUGGAAAGGUUAAAGGAUCAACCAGAUGGAAAAUAUGUUCUAGUUGCUGGAAUAACCCCUACACCCCUAGGAGAGGGGAAAAGCACAGUCACAGUUGGUCUCGUUCAGGCGCUUACUGCACACCUUAACAUUAAUUCCUUUGCUUGUCUGAGACAGCCUUCUCAAGGACCUACUUUUGGAGUGAAAGGUGGAGCAGCUGGAGGUGGAUAUGCUCAAGUGAUCCCCAUGGAGGAGUUCAAUCUUCAUUUGACUGGAGAUAUUCAUGCUAUAACUGCUGCAAAUAAUUUGCUGGCUGCUGCUAUUGAUGCUAGGAUCUUGCAUGAGAAUACUCAAUCUGAUAAGUCUUUGUAUACCAGGCUGGUUCCGGUGGUUAAUGGCGUGAGAGGAUUUUCUGCUAUUCAGCUUGCCCGCCUCAGAAGGCUGGGAAUAAACAAGACUGAUCCUAAGACUUUAACAGAAGAGGAGAUCAGCAAAUUUGUGCGCCUUGAUAUUGACCCAUCCACCAUAACAUGGCAAAGAGUGGUGGACACAAAUGACAGAUUCCUGCGCAGAAUAACAGUUGGGCAGGCAAACACGGAGAAGGGAUUUGUCCGUCAGGCUCAGUUUGAUAUUGCUGUUGCAAGCGAGAUUAUGGCCAUCCUGGCACUUACCACCAGUCUUCAAGAUAUGAAAGAAAGACUGGGGAGAAUGGUGGUGGCUAAUGACAAGAAAGGACGACCAGUAACAGCAGAGGAUUUGGGAGUUACUGGUGCUUUGGCAGUUUUGAUGAAAGAUGCAAUUAAGCCCACGCUAAUGCAGACAUUAGAGGGAACACCAGUAUUUGUUCACGCUGGACCUUUUGCUAACAUUGCACAUGGAAAUUCUUCUGUUUUGGCAGAUAAAAUUGCUCUUAAAUUAGUUGGAGAGAAAGGAUUUGUAGUUACUGAAGCUGGCUUUGGUGCUGACAUUGGGAUGGAGAAAUUCUUCAACAUCAAAUGCAGAGCGUCUGGCUUGGUUCCCAGUGUGGUUGUACUUGUUGCUACAGUGAGGGCUUUGAAGAUGCAUGGAGGUGGGCCAAAUGUAACUGCUGGUGCCCCCUUGAAGAAAGAAUACACAGAAGAGAACCUCCAGCUGGUAGCUGAUGGCUGCUGUAAUCUACAGAAACAGAUUCAAAUUACUCAGCUCUUUGGAGUUCCUGUUGUGGUUGCUCUGAACGUCUUCAAAACUGACUCUCCAGCUGAGGUUGAUCUGGUGUGUAAGAUUGCAAAGGAGUCUGGAGCAUUUGAUGCUGUACCCUGCCAUCACUGGUCAGCUGGUGGUAAAGGAGCAGUAAAAUUAGCUCAAGCUGUGGAAAAGGCAGCCAAUCAAAAAACCAGUUUCAAAUAUCUCUACAGCUUGGAGCUUCCUAUUGUUGAAAAAAUAAGGAUCAUUGCUCAGAAGGUGUAUGGAGCUCAGGAUAUCGAGUUGUCUCCUGCUGCCCAGUCUCAAGUUGAUCGUUACACCCGGCAGGGAUUUGGAAAUCUUCCCAUUUGCAUGGCCAAAACUCACCUAUCCCUCUCCCAUCAGCCUGAGAGGAAGGGUGUUCCCACUGGUUUCAUUUUGCCGAUUAGCGAUGUGCGAGCCAGCAUUGGAGCUGGAUUCAUCUACCCUCUGGUAGGAACGAUGAGCACCAUGCCAGGACUGCCCACAAGGCCGUGCUUCUAUGACAUUGACCUUGACCCCAUCACAGAGCAAGUGAAAGGAUUGUUUUGAGAGUGACAUCCAAAUUCAGAGGCCUGAAAAUUAAGAACUCCAACUUUCCUAUUUCCUGCAAGUAGGAGACAAAAAAUGAAUCUGAAAUAUUCCUGUUAUGUGUCUCUGGAGCAAUGUCAAGAUAGACCAAAGAGCAAAAGUUUACUCUUUCUUCAAACUAGUUUUCAUCAUAAAAUAUAGCUGUAUGGUUAAAAAAAAAAAAAAAAAAAAAAAAAA
Messenger RNA from Melospiza georgiana, 2952 nucleotides. RefSeq names its product methylenetetrahydrofolate dehydrogenase (NADP+ dependent) 1 like (gene MTHFD1L). The transcript is spliced from 27 exons. Gene Ontology annotation, molecular function: formate-tetrahydrofolate ligase activity; methylenetetrahydrofolate dehydrogenase (NADP+) activity; ATP binding. Gene Ontology annotation, biological process: tetrahydrofolate interconversion. Gene Ontology annotation, cellular component: cytosol; mitochondrion. The record is from RefSeq and is a predicted model, not a curated record. The coding region runs from base 1 to 2736 and encodes 911 amino acids. Lineage: Eukaryota; Metazoa; Chordata; Aves; Passeriformes; Passerellidae.